CAUUUCGACUCGAGUCGUUACUUUCUCAGCCACGCGUCAGCAGGAGGUCGAGUGAAAGACGGCUGCCCUCUUGAAACGCUGGAAUUAUAUUUGUCAUUUUUCACAGAAGACUUUGGUAUUUAUCCCUGAAUAGUCCUGCAGCAACGAUAUAUCGUGUGCAAGUACAAGUCGGCCUUCGGGUGACUGAAGUUACUGCAGUCUGCUGUCCCCAGGCCACACAGCCUUUUCUAUCCCUUCACUCUUACCCUCCCAAGGAAAGUCAGACAGGAGUGGAAAUACCAGGGUGGAUUUUUCCAGUGGUCUGGACACAAACAUGGGCAACCAGUUUACAGACAUUGCUCCCAACACCACUUUCCUCCCCAACCUCCAGUCCUUGCACAUUGUUGUGAUUGGUUUGGACAAUGCAGGGAAAACCUCGCUCCUCUACAGACUCAAACUGCGAGAAUUUGUCGAGGCCAUCCCUACCAAAGGCUUCAACAUGGAACGCAUUAAAGUGCCCAUGGGGAAUUCCAAAGUCAACACAUCAACUUUCCAGGUGUGGGAUGUUGGCGGUCAGGAGAAAUUGAGACCACUCUGGAAAUCGUACACUCGAAGGACUGACGGCCUCGUGUUUGUGGUGGAUGCAGCCGAGGCCGAGCGAAUGGAGGAAGCGAAGAUGGAGCUUCACAGGAUCAGUCGGUCUGCUGAGAAUCUAGGGGUGCCUGUCCUGGUUCUGGCGAACAAACAGGACCUAGAAUCAGCCAUGUCAGCUUCAGAGGUGGAGAAAGCCCUGUCGCUCCAUGAACUGAGCUCCGCGACACUACACCACACACAAGGCUGCUCAGCGCUGGAUGGUCAGGGCCUGCAGAUGGGCCUGGAGAAACUCUAUGAGAUGAUCCUGAAGCGGAAGAAGGCACUUCGACAGAGCAAGAAGAAGAGAUGAGAAAGCUUUUUGCUCUUGAUGGCAUUCACGUGUUGAUGGGAAUGACAGCGGAAAUAAUGCCACAAAUUUGGAGGAAUGCAGCCCCAUUUGUUGAACAGGGACGGCGUCAAGGAGGACUUGCUGCCCAAUACCCGCAGAGGAUAGUACCGUUCUAUGGGGACAGACGAAUUUGAAUCUGUGCAAUAUAUGAUGAACACUCACUGACGGUCUCACACCAGUAUUGAAGGAUUUGUUACACUUUUUUUUUUUUUUUUUUUAC
This is a messenger RNA of Hippocampus comes (tiger tail seahorse), 1181 nucleotides long. RefSeq names its product ADP-ribosylation factor-like protein 4D. The coding region runs from base 314 to 922 and encodes 202 amino acids. The record is from RefSeq and is a predicted model, not a curated record. NCBI's taxonomy places the organism in Eukaryota, Metazoa, Chordata, Actinopteri, Syngnathiformes, Syngnathidae. Gene Ontology annotation, molecular function: GTPase activity; GTP binding. The transcript has 3 exons.